This is a messenger RNA of Ochlerotatus camptorhynchus, 714 nucleotides long. RefSeq names its product keratin, type II cytoskeletal 1-like. Lineage: Eukaryota; Metazoa; Arthropoda; Insecta; Diptera; Culicidae. Bases 138 to 650 code for a protein of 170 amino acids. The record is from RefSeq and is a predicted model, not a curated record. The transcript is spliced from 5 exons.
GUUCGUUGUAUCGUGGUCGUGAGUCUGACGGUUUUCUGAGCUAUUGUUUGUUCUGCGAUACUUGACCUACGUGAACAUCGGGUGUGCGUACACUUGAGUUGCGAAUAUUUGAAUCGUUCAUAUAGAGUGCGGGGAUCAUGAAGAUUUUAGUGGUUUUAACAACUCUGCUGGUGGGCUGUUUAGCUGCCCCGCAGGUUUUCUAUCCUGCAGUAGGAUUACACCCGAAAGCUUUUCGUAAAGGAUUCUUUCCGGUGGCAGUUCCAAUUGCAGUAGCACCAAUCGUACCAGUGCCAGUAGCUCACGUAGUGCCGAUUGGAGUGGCACCGGUAGCACCAAUCGCACCAUUCGGAUUGGGAAGAGGAGCAGCAUUUGGAGGCAGCAACGCUCAGGCACAAUCGGCCUCGUUCAGCAUAGGACCCGGUGGUAUUACCGGUUCGUUCAGUAAAUCAGCAGCCAAUGCGAAUUCGUUUGGCGGUGGUGGCUUUGGAGGGGCCGGUGCAUCUGCUAGUGCCGCUGCCGAAUCUGAAUCGUAUGGAGGAGGUUAUGGUGGCUAUGGAGACUAUGGCGGCUAUGGAGGAUCAGCUUCCAGUGCACAAGCGUCAGCAAAUUCGUAUGGAGGAGGCGGUGGCUUGUUGCCAUUUUUCGGAUGAAUAAUUAACAGGCUCCGAUAGACGUGUAUGUGAAUGUUACUAACCAGUGAAACUGAAGGCUAUU